Molecule: messenger RNA, 801 nt
Organism: Galeopterus variegatus (Sunda flying lemur)
Lineage: Eukaryota; Metazoa; Chordata; Mammalia; Dermoptera; Cynocephalidae
Gene: LUZP2
Product: leucine zipper protein 2
Exons: 8
Coding region: 1-672 (223 amino acids)
Source: RefSeq, a predicted model, not a curated record
AUGAACCUUUACAGUAGGACUGCUUUAGCCCUAAUGAAUAAAAGCUUGAAAAACAAACUCUUGUCAGGAAGCAAGCUGUGUGGCAUUCACGCAGAAGAGUCAAAAAAGAUCCAAGCCCAGCUGAAGGAGCUUCGCUAUGGGAAGAAGGAUUUAUUAUUUAAGGCCCAGCAGCUUACUGAUCUGGAACAAAAAUUAGCUGUAGCCAAAAAUGAAUUGGAGAAAGCAGCUCUUGACAGGGAAUCACAGAUGAAAGCAAUGAAAGAGACUGUACAACUCUGCUUGACAUCAGUUUUCCGUGAUCAACCUCCACCUUUGAGUCUAAUCACAUCAAAUCCAACUAAGAUGUUACUUCCACCCAAGACAGUAGCCUCUAAGAUUCCAGAUGCAAGGGCAAAAAGCAAGCCUCAACAAAGUGCUCCUGGAAAUGAGAACUCUCAAGUCGGGUCAACAAAGGAAGAAAAUCCAAGUACCACUGAGUGUGACCCUCAAGAUGAGGGCAGGACCUGUUCAAUGAAUCACAAAGAGAGUCUAAGUAAUGCUACUGCAGAAUCAAAGCCUGUCCCACAGAAAUUGCAAAUGGCGCCUUGUUCUGAAUGUGAGGUGAAAAAAGCCCCAGAAAAACAAUUGACCAGCUUUGAAGGGAUGGCAGCUAGAGAAGAAAAAAUACUGUAAAUACUGAGAAACUGUUAGAAGCAUCCGUUUGCUAUUGUCUCCAUACUCUUUUUAGACCACAGGCUUGAUGGAAAUACUGAGUUUCUAAAGCAUGCAACUUUUUCACAAUUUUGUGUAACUUUAUAAAGU